AUGGCCGUCGCUGUCUUCGGAAAGAUCCUCAUCGGCAUUUACGUGGAAAUCAAACGGAGCGAUGGUAAGACAGAGAGAGAUCUCUCUCCCCUUCUCGUCCGCUAGCUAGCUAGAUGAAGAUGCAUUUUUCAUUGAGGCGCUGUCGCGUUAGCUACAUCAUCUUUGUUGCUUCAAGGCAGCGCCUAGCCAGGCAGGCAGGGUGCUGUGAUUGGAUAGCUUGCCUAGCAAUGGCAUAGAGAUCUGUACUCGGUACUAGACCCAUUCUCAUCCUACUGUCAUGGUCCCUGUUUGAUAUAGCGGCAGUCAAUCAAAUAGGUUAUUAUUACCGAAUGACGUAGCUAUAGCCAGCUAGCCUUUACUCAAUUACUGGGUGAAGCUAGCCGGCUGUCUAACAGGGAUCAAUGAUUUAAAUUGGCAGGGAUGUAUCCACCUGUGCGGUUAUAGGCCGUGCUGGCUGCCUGGUAAUGAUACUGGAUUCAUCCGCUAUAUCGUUUAGCGAACUGGCUAAAUGAGAAUUGUCACAAGACCGUUCAGUUCUGAACCAGAAUCUGGGUUUACAGGAGACGUUGAAUAUGGCGAUUCUCCUUUAAGCCUUUGAUCAUGACUCUCAGUUCCAUUAUUUUACACAUGUACUACAGUGCCUUCAGAAAGUAUUUACACCCCUUAACUUUUCCACAAAGUGGGAUUAAAAUGGAUUUGGUUAAGAUUUUUUUGUCAACGAUCUACACAAAAUACUCUGUAAUGUCAAAGUGUAAUAAAAAUUCUAACAUUUGUGAGAGAAAAAAUAAAUGAAACACUAAUAUAUCUUGAUUAGAUAAGUAUUCAACCCACUGAGUCAAUCAAUACAUGUUAGAAUCACUUUCGGCAGCAAUUACAGCUGUGAGCCUUUCUGGUUAAGUCUCUAAGAGCUUUCCACACCUGGAUUGUGCAACAUUUGCCCAUUAUUAUUUUCAAAAUUAUUCAAGCUCUGUCAAAUUGGUUGUAGAUCAUUGCUAGACAACUCGGCCACUCAUUGUUAGGUAACUCGGCCACUCAGGAACAUUCACUAUCUUCUUGGUAAGCAACUCCAGUGUAGAUUUGGCCUUGUGUUUUAGGUUAUUUUCCUGCUGAAGGGUGAAUUAAUCUCACCGUGUCUGGUGGAAAGCAGACUAAACCAGGUUUUCCUCUAGGAUUUUGCCUGUGCUUAGCUCCAUUCCGUUUCUUUUUUCUCCUGAAAAACUCCCCAGUCCGUAACAAUUUAAAGCAUACCCAUAACAUGAUGCAGCCACCACGAUGCUUGAAAAUAUGGAGAGUGGUACUAAUGUGUUCUAUUGGAUUUGCCCCAAACAUAACACUUCGUAUUCAGGAAAAAAAGUUAAUUGCUUUGCCACAUUUUCUGCAGUAUUGCUUUGGUGCUUUGUUGCAAAUAGGAUGCGUGUUUUGGAAUAUUUUUAUUUUGUACAGGCUUCCUUCUUUUCACUGUCAAUUAGGUUAGUAUUGUUGAGUAACUACAAUGUUGUUAAUCCAUCAUCAGUUUCUCCUAUCACAGCCAUUAAACUCUAAACUGUUUUAAAGUCACCAUUGGCCUCAUGGUGAAAUCCCUGAGCGGUUUCCUUCCUCUCCGGCAACUGAGUUAGGAAGGAUGCCUGUUUCUUUGUAGUGACUGGGUGUAUUGAUACACCAUCCAAAGUGUAAUAAAAAAUUUCACCAUGCUCAAAGGUAUAUUCAAUGUCUGCUUUUUUAUUUUUACCCAUCUACCUUCUUUGCGAGAUUGGAAAACCUACCUGGUCUUUGUGGUUGAAUCUGUGUUUGAAAUUCACUGCUCGACUGAGGGACCUUACCGAUAAUUGUAUGUGUGGGGUACAGAGAUGAGGUAGUCAUUCAAAAAUCACGUUAAACACUUUUAUUGCAACAUAUUAUGUGACUUGUUAAGCACAUUUUUACUCCUGAACAUAUUUAGGCUUGCCAUAACAAAGAGGUUGAUUACUUAUUGACUCAAGACAUUUCAGCUUUUCAUUUGUAAUUAGUUUGUAAAACUUUGACAUUAUGGGGUAUUGUGUGUAGGCCAGUGAGAAAAAAUGUAAAUGUAAUCAAUUUUAAGGCUGUAACACAAAACAUUUGGAAAAAGUCAAGGGGUGUGAAUACUUUCUGAUGGCACGGUAUAAGAGUCAUUGGACGAAGGCGUCUUUUGUACUGGGGAGUUUUGUUAAAGACCCGUUGCUCGGUCUGAACAAUAACACGCAUCGCUUGCAGUACGGUUUUGGAAGCAAAAUGACCUUAUCUUUCAUAUCAGCGAGGAAGAAUUUUCAAAAAUCAAAGCGUUAAAUUGAUACACACCUUUAUAGGGCUAGGGUUCACCUGCGCCCAUGUCAUGUGUAAAUGCGGGCUAUUCUUUGGGUGCUGAAAUCCGUAGUUUUUGAAAAAAACUAUGUGACGUUGGAACUCCAGUUCGCCCACACAAGUCGCCACGCAACCCCAUCGUAAAUCGUGGAGUUGAGUUUAGUCGGCUAGCCACUGUCUGACUAUAGCCUACUAGCUACUACUUUAUAUAGUAGACCUUGCUAGUCUAAAGUGAAUAGUGUUUGGUUGCUAUUUAUUUAAUUAUCGUCUGCUCUAGCUCCAGGGAAGGACUAGCAAAAGACACACUCUUAGUGAUUCUGCAGCAAUGAACCUGUCUUAUUUGAUUUAAUUGAAUUAUCUGCUCAACCAACAGUGUGACAGUAUUUUUUAAAAUGUUUUUAGUAAUUUGGGCUGAUCCCAAAGAGAAUAGCUAUAGCUGUUUAGAAUGAGACAUGACACAUAAGACUAGAAAUAUUAUGGAAACAAACCAUUUUGCAUGUACAAUAACAUAACGAAAUGCAACUGAAGCAGUUGAAUGUUGACAUGCAUGUGAAGCUUUUUUAAAUGUCAACCAGUCAGAUCCAGGGUAAUUAACUCAUCUGUUACUGAAGGUCUCCUCCCAUACUGGCCGAUUUUGGCUGGUCUCAUCGUCAUCCUCUUUGGUCAGUGUGAUCUAGUGUGUUGUGGUCAUUGGCUGAAUUUCAAUAGCCAGAGCGUAUGACUGUAUGUGUCUACAACUGUUUUCUCCCAUCUAUGGCAGCCAGGACAAAUCCAUCAUGUCAUGUGGUCACAUGGCUGAAAUAAUAUGUUAUGGUUCCGUAGCCUUUAGGAGUCUACACUAAAGCUGUUCUAUGUUUAUAACAUGUUUCUUGCAGGUCGAAUCCACCAGGCAAUGGUCACAUCACUGAAUGAAGACAACGAGAGUGUCACGGUGGAAUGGAUAGAGAAUGGAGACACGAAAGGAAAAGAGGUACUGUGUGUGUGUGUUCAUCAGUCAUGUCUGACCCCCUAUCAGCUUGUGCCAGAUGGAGCAUUGAAAGUUUUAGGACUCAGAGAAUUUACUGCAAAUCAGCUUUACUACGGAUGCCCUUAAGUAGUGUGUGUGUGUGUUUGUUUGUGCGUGUGUGCCCCCAGUGGCGGUUCUAGACACAUUUUACUAGGGGGGCCAAGGAGGGGCCAGUGUUUAAUCAGGGGGGCACACAUAAAAAAACUGGCAACACAUGAUAUUCAAAGAUUAUAAACUUUAUUUUACUUUAAAAUCAUAUGACAUUUAUUAUAACACGUAUUUUGUACAAGAGUGCAGAUGCAAGAGAGAUAGUGCCAUAAAAAAGAAAAAAGAAAUAAAUUAAAAAAAAUUAAAAAGUACAGGGUACAAAUACAGGGUUCAUAUUCAAUGUGAACAAAACUCCAGGAUACAACAAAGGGUACAACAAUGUGCCAUUUCCUAUUUAUGGAAGCCCCACUACUGUGGACAGUUGAUUCCACAUUUUGUUUUAAGAAAGAAAACUUUCUGAGUGAUUUAUAAACAAAACACACUACCCUGUAUCCAUUUAGGUAAAAUAAACCAAAUCAGAAAAGAAAUUCAAUUCAAAGAGGCUUUACUAGCAUGACCAUAUUGACAUACAGUAUUGCUAAAGCACAUAAACAGGGAAACGUGUUACACAUUAACAUCCAGUAGUCCAAUAGGAUGCAGACAAUAAACAUUAAGUUAACAUUCGUUUAAAAGCAACAAUCAUGUCAACACAAUGUAGCAAUAUGAACAACACUGAUGGAUAUCAGCAACAACAUGAAAACAAGAAUAUUACAGGUGUGUGUGUCUGUGUCUUUGUGUACUUCACUGUCAGUUGAUGAGCAGGUGUACAAAAAAAAGCUUUACAACAUUUAUGGGCAAGUCCAUUUAGGACAGCACAUUUCCACCAUAGUUCACAUUAGGAAAAAAUUCGUCAGUUCUAACAGCUCUUUGAUAAUCCCUCCAUGCGAUCAUUGCACACUUGUGUCGUUCAGACUUUGCAUGUAGUGAAAACCCUGCAUUUCUCAUAGUUGCCUUUUUCCAGUUUGUAAAACCAGGUGUUGAAACAAAAACGGUGUCUGGGGCAUUUGGUGUGCUAAAAUGUCUACAUGCAUAGCAACAUGUAGAGUCCGUCAUUACAGAAUACUCAAGCCAUGGAUGAGUAGUGUACCAGUUUGGUCUGAAGCUUCGUCUUCUGUCCCCCAUCAGUGUGGUUGGGAAUAUCUUCAAGUUCGGCUGUACUGGUACGUCAUACUUAGACUUGCUGAUAUCUGAAGAAGAUGGACAGUAAACAUAGGGCACAACUACAACAUUUAUUUACUGUAUAUCUGCAUGUAUUUCAAAAUGUAGGCAAAGUAUUUACUUAAAAAAAAAACAGAGCCAUAUUGACACAAAAAAGAAUUAACAGCAGAAAGCAGCAUUUUAAGGACACCCAGCAGGCCUACCAUUACAUUGUAAUUGCAUUGCUUUGCAAAUAGUAAGAACCUUCCUCAUCACAAACCUGAUGGUGCAGUACUUGAUCCACAUGGAUCCACUUGCUGUCCCUCUGGCUGUUCAUCUCUCUGUCCCUGUAUGCUUUCUUCUUCAUGCUUCUCACCCUCUUCUUCAUUCUCCUCGCCCUCUUCUUCAUUCUCCUCACCCUCUUCUUCAUCCUCCUCACCCUCUUCUUCAUCCUCCUCACCCUCUGGAAUUUCCCUCUCUUUGUCAGACCCCUCACUUUCAUCACAUGCUGGCUUCCUCAACUUUCUCAAAACCUCGAUUUGUUUCUCUCACUUUUUUGUUUGCUGGGGCAAAAAAUGACUUUAUGUCCCUUCCUCGUUUCAUGAUAACUAUUAGAAGAAGAAAAAACGUAGGGGCAUGCAUUACAUUUUGUUACCUAACCAUGGCAGAUAACCUGUUGAUUACUUUACUAAAAAUGUAUUUGUUAUCGCGAUGCAACAGCCAAGACGGAUUAAGUUACGUGGUUAACAUCACAACAUUGUGUAGACCUAGCAAGGAUAGCCUACUAACAUUUGGAUAUUUGCUUCUGCUUCGAUGAGUUUGCUUAGAUAUGAUUAAAUUUCUAAACAAAUCGAGACCAGACAUUUAAAAACUUGAUUUGAUUUAUGUGUGAGGAACAAAAGGAACAUGUAGGCUAUGUGCAAGAACAACAAGUCACUUAUGAUAUUAAAUCGUUUUUCUUACCUUCGACUCCUGCAAAUCGUAGCUCCUCUCGCAAAUAGUAGUUGCUGAGCUCUCAUUCACCGAAGCAGCACCACACGUGGCAGGCAGGCAGAUGGCAGGAUACAGUUUUUGGGUGCGCCACUCUAAUUUACCCGUGUAGAACGUUGCCGUGUAGAGCGUUGCAUUAGUUCCGCUUUUGGCGCUCGCGUGUAAAAUAGUUAUAAAUUCAUAAUUUUUUAUUUGGUCAGCACGGGGGGGCCACAGGGGUGGCCAGGGACAUUUCCAGGGAGGCACGGGCCUCCCCCGGCCUCCGUGUAAAACCGCCACUGUGUGCCCCCCUUUAGGAUUACACGUUUUAACAUGGUAGCCUAUUUCACUUCUUAAAUGUCACUGGUAAAUUGUUAAUCAAUCUCACUGCACAUGAAGCAAAAAGUGUGGCAUUCUUGUAUUUUCCUGAGUUAAGAGAUUACUUUAUUAUUCCAUACGAGACAUUCAUUUGUCUUUAGCUUUUUUUCACCCAACCCCUCCGAUAUACACUGUGUGUACCAAACAUUAGCAACACCUGCACUUUCCAUGACAUAGACUGACCAAGUGAAUCCAGGUGAAAGCUAUGAUCCCUUAUUGAUGUCACUUCUUAAACCCACUUCAAUCAGUGUAGAUGAAGGGGAGGAGACAGGUUAAAGAAGGAUUUUUAAGCCUUGAGACAAUUGAGACAUGGAUUGUGUAUGUGUGCCAUUCAGAGGGUGAAUGGGUAAGACAUAAGAUUGAAGUGCCUUCUAACGGGGUGUGGUAGUAGUGUGUCAACUGGUUUGAGUGUGUCAAGAACUGCAACGCUGCUGGGUUUUUCACAUUCAACAGUUUCCCAGUGUGUAUCAAGAAUGGUCCACCACCCAAAGGACACCCAGCCAACUUGACACAACUGUGGGAAGCAUUGGAGUCAACAGGGGCCAGCAUCCCUGUGGAACGCUUUCGACACCUUGUAGAGUCCAUGCCCCGACGAAUUAAGGCUGUUCUGAGGGCAAAAGGGUGUACAACUCAAUAUUAGGAAGAUGUUCCUAAUGUUUUGUACACUCAGUGUAUAUACAUACACACAUUAGGUUGGAGAGGCUGGAACAGAGUUUUAACAUGUAUGUUGUACCCUCGCCCCAUGCAGAUUGACCUGGAGAGCAUCUUUGCUCUGAACCCAGAUGUGGCUCCAGAAGAGGAGGUAGUACAGAGUCCUGAGACCCCGCCUCCUGCCACCUCCAUCUCCUCUGCUGCCAAACAAAUCAAGCCACCCAAGGUCAUUCUCUAA
Coregonus sp. 'balchen' is the source of this 6785-nucleotide messenger RNA. NCBI's taxonomy places the organism in Eukaryota, Metazoa, Chordata, Actinopteri, Salmoniformes, Salmonidae. The record is from the annotation of a GenBank genome assembly.